Molecule: messenger RNA, 1314 nt
Organism: Microtus oregoni (creeping vole)
Lineage: Eukaryota; Metazoa; Chordata; Mammalia; Rodentia; Cricetidae
Gene: Sh2d4b
Product: SH2 domain containing 4B
Exons: 8
Coding region: 1-1314 (437 amino acids)
Cellular component (GO): cytoplasm
Source: RefSeq, a predicted model, not a curated record
AUGCUGCAGCAGAUCCUGCACGACAUGUACAUCGACCCUGAGCUUCUGGCUGAGCUCAGUGAUGUGCAAAAGCACAUCCUCUUCUACAAGAUGAGAGAGGAGCAGCUUCGGCGCUGGAGGGAGCGGGAGGCCUGGGACACACUGGCCCAGGCCGAAGGCCUCAGGCCGGCAAAGGUGAAGCGAGGUAUGUGGCUUGGAGCAGCAAGCAACAAGCACAUCCAGUGGCUGUUGGGAGCAGAUGGCGAGGUCUGGGUGUGGGUCAUGGGUGAAGGUCCUGGCGACAAGCCCUAUGAAGAGAUCUCCGAGGAGCUGAUUGCAGAGAGAGCACGCCUGCAAGCCCAGAGAGAGGCUGAGGAGCUCUGGAAACAGAAGGAAGCAGAAAUCACCCAGAAGUUCCGGGAUGCCUUGGCCAAUGAGAAAGCCCGGAUCCUGGCAGAGAGGUGGAAAGUGGAGAUGGAGGAUCGCAAGGCUGCCAAAGUCCUGGAGGAACGUAUACAUGAGGAAUUCAAGAGGAAAGAGGAAGAAGAGAGGAGGCGAGGAGAAGAACAGAUUCGCCUCCAGGAGGAGCAGCGAGCCAAAGAACUCUACUGGACCCUGAAGCAGGCCCAGCUGCACUGCCAAGCCAGUGAGAAGGAGGAGCGCGAGUGGGAAGAGCAGUUGCGCAGAUCCAAGGCAGCUGAUGAAGAGAGGAGUCGUCGUGCCCAGCGAGCCCGGGAUGAGUACCGGCGCCACUCACUCCGAGCCAUCCAGAAGGGCACAGUCGCGGGCCUAAGCACCAUGUUCCAAGAACUUGGCCAGAACCAUGAGCAGGAGGCAAGACUUUGCCAUCAACUUCCAUGCACCAGUCAAUCAACACCCCUUACAGGAGCUGACAGGACCUGGGAGCGUCCUCUGCGUCCACUCUCCAGAGAAGUCAUCGUGCGUUGGUUCAAGGAGGAACAGCUGCCUCGCAGAGCUGGCUUUGAGAGGAACACCAAGUCCAUCGCUCCCUGGUUUCAUGGAAUUAUUAGCCGAGAGAAUGCGGAAGACCUUUUGGAGAAUAUGACCGAGGGAGCAUUUCUGGUCCGGGUCAGUGAGAAGAUCUGGGGUUACACCCUAUCCUACCGCCUACAGAGAGGCUUCAAGCACUUUCUUGUGGAUGCCUCUGGGGACUUCUACAGCUUUCUGGGAGUGGACCCUAAUCGCCAUGCCACCCUCACGGACCUCAUUGAUUUCCACAAGGAGGAAAUCAUCACUGUCUCAGGGGGAGAGUUGCUGCAGGAGCCCUGCGGACAGAGGGAUAGCCCACCAGAUUAUCACCUGCUGUUUGAAUGA